AUGAAGCCAUGGAGCAUGCGAACCCGCAACCAACUCGAAAGGAGCCAAAUGAGCCACAGAGAAAGUUUGAUCGCACUAGAACUACUCGAAGAUCUGGCGAUCCCAUUAGAAGAACUCUCGAUGACCACCAAAUCCGAUCCAGAACAAGAAAACGGCGCAGGAUCGGGGAUAAGAGACUUGCUGCAUCGUCCCGAAUUUCAGUCGAUCCUAUCAAAACACUCUUCCUCAAAUAAAUCCCUCUCAAGGCACCGGCCCGAUCAACUCUCAUCUGAGGAUCUCCGCAUCGAGGAUAUCCUCAAAGAACUCUCCGACUCGCUCAUCCAGAAGAUCGACAGCAUGGAGACAGACUUCGAAUUGCUCGGCUGGCUCGAUCAACAUGUCUUUUCUCAAUCCCGAUCGCCCUCACCCUCAGAAUCCUUGGUUGAGGAAAGCUCACCAUCCAGCAGUCCAACAACAACCCCUCCGGAUCAGGAUCCCACACCGAAACUCGGGCAAGUCUUCGAGAAUCUUGAUGCCCAUCCACCCAUUCCCACCGAAUUCGAACUGGACAUGAAUUUCGACCAGGAUCCAGAGACGAUGCUCUCCAGUCAGCCAGUUUGUUUCACUCCACUCUUCUCGCCGAUCCUCCUACACCUCCUCAAAACCUUCUCGAGUCGGUUCAAGAACCCCCAUCUGGCAUUGUAUCUUUUCGACUGGGCCCGAUCCCACUCGGAUCCGUUUGUCAAAUAUUUCGGAUUGACCAGAGAUGUGUACUUUGAGAGCUUGCAGAUCAAAUGGAAAGUCUUCCGCGACUUCCGAGGAAUCCAAAACGAUAUGUUGGAGAUGAAGGCCCUCGGCUUGGAGUUCGACGAUCGGUUCAAGAGGCUCGUUCAACUCAUCACCCAAGUCGUCUUAGAUGAUGAAAUCCAGGCCGAGUCUCGUCUUCUUGAGUCCACUACUUCUCCACCAGAUCCUUCAAAACCCCAUCAAAAUCUCGAUCGGCUUCGGAGAAUAUCCGCUGUCGAGCGGCACUAUGUCUCCCAAAUCGAAUCUCUGCUCAACGAGUUCAUCGAAUCUCAAAACCAAGCCUUCACUCACAAAUUCCGUGUCCCCUCUCCUUCCCAGCAUCAAUCUUAA
Messenger RNA from Puccinia triticina, 1116 nucleotides. RefSeq lists its product as uncharacterized. Lineage: Eukaryota; Fungi; Basidiomycota; Pucciniomycetes; Pucciniales; Pucciniaceae. Gene Ontology annotation, cellular component: mitochondrion. The record is from RefSeq and is a predicted model, not a curated record. Bases 1 to 1116 code for a protein of 371 amino acids. The transcript has a single exon.